UAAAUUUGAUUAAUUCCAACGAAGUACUCCAACAUUUAGUUAAAUUGUAUGAAUGCAUGAUAACAAUUGCGUUAUCUAUAAUGGAAAUGUACAACUAUCACUUCACACUACUAAUGUCAUGGACAUUUGAUUUCAUAUCUAUCUAUUUUUGUUUUUUAAGGAUUAGUUAUGGAAUGUCAAAUAUUCAUAAACAACUGCAGCUUCUCUUCCUAAAGUGAACAGUAUAUAACAGGACCUGUAUCUAUUAUUGUUAAUUUCAACUUCAAACAUAUUAUUGUUGCAAGAACUUAGAAUAGAAGGCUUGUUAAAUUUCAAAUUAUUUCAAAUAUUAUUCUUCUGAACAAUGCAAAUAUUAAACGAGUAAAAUUCGAUGGAGAAUUGCUGUGGAUAGAACAACAAUUGCUAGGAAAUGAAAAUCAAUCUUCAACAUCAAGUUUCACUUUAAAUGGAAUUAUAAAAUAUUUGUGUCUAUACUUAUCGGGCAAUUAAUCCGGUCCGUUUCAGUUUCACCAACAUUUCAGAGAAUUCAAUAUAUUUUUAAACUGACAUAAUAGUUUACACACAUUUAAAAAGGCGUAUAAAACUUUAUAACAUAUUCUUGGUAAUUAAACGUGGCUGCCAAGACUAAAAAUAGAACAUGGGAUUAAAACGAAAAUUUUGUUUAUUAUCUCGUUAUCUUUAUGAAUAAAUAUAAUCUGACUGUAAACACAAAUGUUUAGAAUAACACGAUAUGUAUUUGACCAAUUUAGUGAACAACUAAAAGGAAUAAUUGUCUUAAAUCCAAAUCUGUUUGAUUCAUUUUAUACAGUUUUGGCUUUCAUUUUUUUUCAAAUUAAAGAAAUUCAGCAAAUCAUUCAGCGCAAAAUGUCCUACAAAUAAUUAAAAUUGCCAGUCGACUCCUCAUGGCGGCAAUUUUUGUUCCCUCGAAAUGACAUAAAGAUCACAAAAUUUAUAGUUUUUACCUAAAUAAAGUAAGUAGAUGUAUUGAUGUUAUUGAUAUUUAAAUGAAAACCGUUCAAACCUUUAUACCUCAACAAUUGCAUAACAAAGAACCACUUAAAAGUUCUAAUACGUAUAAAAAACAGUAGUAAAAGAGGGGCGAAAGAUACCAGAGGGACAUUCAAACUCAUAGAUCGAAAAUAAACUGACAACGCCAUGGCUAAAAAUGUAAAAGACAAACACACAAAUAAUAGUACACAUGACACAAUAGUCAAAGUUUCUUCAUUAACUUUACGCCAGCUAUAUAAGAUGUCAGUGUAGACAACAAUGUUCCUUCAACAUGAGAAAGUGAAACAUCAAAGUUUAAAGAUGAUCCUUAUUGGCAUACAGUGUCGACAAUUAUAUUAUUUGUUUGUGCGUUUCUCGGUGAUGAGUGUUCCUGAGUGUGAUUGUGCUGUAUUUCUGUCUGUAGUAUUGUCAUUUGAUAUAUUUUUUAACAUUGUCAUAUAAGCAGGAGGUUUGUCUAGUCAUUUCAACAAACAAUUUUUUUUUCUUAAAAUGUCUUGUACUAAGUCACGAAUAUGGCAGUUGUUAUUAAAUAGGUAUGUUCUAUGUAUGUUGGCGUUAGUUUCAGACACAAGAGGGUUUUACUGUUUAAUUUCCAUUGCGUAUGUAUAUUUAACUUUAUUUGAACUUUUAUCGAAAAAGUGUAUACUAUUUACGGUAUGUACAAUCACCUACAAAAAAAAAUGUCGGCGUCUUUGAAAAUAUACAACAUAUAAGUACUACAGAAACUUUUUUGUUGGCGGUUUAGUCAAAAUUACAAUGAACAACAGGAGCUUUUUUGUUGGCGUACAUGUUAGAUUUAUUGGUAUCUUUUUUAAUUUAUUUAGUCAGUUGUUUUACAUGUCUGCUAUAUGUGUUAACAAAGUUAUGCUAUGCGUUUUGCAUCAAUUACCUUUUUAUGAAUUAGGCAGUUAGUUUUUCUAGUUUGCUUCGUUUCACAUACCUCUAGACAGGGCCUUAACAGCCGACUAUACAGUAUGUGAUUUAUUUUCUCAUUGAGAAAGGCAGUACGGUUGCUUAUAAUUUCUUACAUUUACUUCAUUUUAAAUCUUAGACUAGUGGAUAGUCUUAUGAGAGAUUAACGGAAAGUGUUGAAACCGACUGUUGACAAAUUAAUAUGAAAAGGGUCGUCUCCAAAGUGACUUUCACGGCGCACUUAGUUUAUGAGAUAUGUUUGUGAAAAUAAAACCAUUGUCCAUAGACGAGAGUACUAUCGUUCCAGCGGCAAAACGCAGUUAAAUUUGAAUUCACAGUUACCAUAGCAGCAUAUUCCAAUCGGAUGUACUUUCAAGUUUAUAAACCAGAUUUUUUUCUACAUAAUGAUGUAGCGUACAAUUAAAAUAAAUCACGUUUUGUGAUAGAAAUAUUUUCCUGUUCCACAGAUACGAAAAAAAGAAAGUUUAGUUAACCAGGUGUAGGAGAAGUGAGAACAUAUACAGUAAUCAGUGCUGAUGAAAAUUAAUUGAUAGAUGUGUGACAACUAAUUAGAGGAUCUGGAUGCCAUUCUGGCAUCCAAAUUUGGUUCGAAUGUAAAAUCAGUGUUUUACACAAGUCUGUCAGCCAAUUACAGGCCAAAGUGGACACGUUUUUAAAUUUGUCGAAAUAAUCAGUCGCAGUUUUGGAAGAUAAUUAUCCAGGACCAUUUUUUUACCUUCAAUUUUGAAUUUACAUGUAACAGUUUCAUCGGUUAAAAGCUCUGAUGGUUAGGCUGAAAAUUGAUAUAAUGUUAAUAGUGAACCAUCUAACGACAUGCGUAUAUGGGUCAUUAAAAUAAAAUGUCUAAAUCAUAAAUUUGAAUAAAUGUUUCCUAGUUUAUAUAUCAUUCUCCUUAUUUUGUCUAUCGUAUUUUAACUAAAGUAACAGUAUAUGCAGUAUUUAAACAGUUUAGACAAUUAAUACCACAUCUCCUUAUUCUUAUAUCUAAAUGACAAAUAUAUAUUACUUCAACGAAAUGAAGUUACACAGGCUGUAUGCAUUUUUGUUCUUCAAUUUAAACAACUAACUCAUACUUUCUCUUUUGCAUCAAUUUUUGUUGCAGAGGUUUCAGAAAAUUUUGUCACCUGCUAUUCCCUUUUAUUGUGUGCUUAAUUAUCAAAGAUUACAUUUAAAUAGACAAUGUACUAUAGAACCCUCUGACUGAUCAAGAACAGGUAAACAUUACUAUCGUGUAUUUAUACAUUUAAAUUACACAUAUAUAAACAGAUCAAUACUUCAUACACAUUUUCCAGUUGUGUAUUGUAAAAUUAAUGUAAACACAACAUGGUAAUAUGACAAAUGUUAUAAUACGUGAACCAACUAAUUCUAAUAGCAAUGUCGUCACUACAAAUAAUGAGGUUCCAGUCAAUAUUCGGACCAUGACAAGAAGCGAAAAUGAUUGUAAAUUUGUUGCAGACCUAAAGGUAGAAGCGAAAAAGGCCGAAUACAUACAUGCUACCAGUGCAGGAAGUAUAAGCACCAUUAAGCGAAUCACGGAAAGAAACCACGAAGAACAAGAUGAUUGGUUCUACGAACGCAACUUUAUAGCAGAGUACAAUGGUGACCCGGUAGGGAUAUUGACAUUAUCAUUUCCUGCAGAUAUGAUCCCUGUAAAAAGUGAUUAUGAAACAGAAUUUGGAUGUACCGAUCUAUGUGGAUUAUCCUGUUUGAACAAUGGUCUUGAUGAAACUGUUGGAGAAGGUAGUUUAUACGUCAACUAUAUCUAUGUAAUUGAAACAUAUAGAAUGAAAGGUAUAGAAGAGCACUUGUUGCAGAUGGCAUUGAAGGAAGCAUUGAAAAAUAAUAUAUCAGUUAUUUUUCUUUACGUCGGAUUCGGUAAUUCAUAUAAAAACCUAUACUUAGAUCAAGGAUUUGCAAUAGUUAACAAAACAUGCUGCUGUAUUUGGUGUUCUAUGGGUGUUUGUGGUUUUUACAAAAUGGAAAAGCGUCUGGUUUUGUAGCCAAAGAUGACAUUAACUUGGUUUAGAAUAGGCCAUUAAGAUAACAGAAUACCGCAAAAAGUAGUCAGACGAACGAAAACAAGAAAAUUGAUUUUUAGUUAUUUUUAAUUGGAUAGUAAAGACCAUCUGUUCAAGCGUGUAAUGCAAAUGAAUACGUCUAUGUCCGUUUGCUGCAACUGCAUUUUCAAUUUACAAUAUGUACAAUCCUUUUUUAAUAUAUUGUGAUGAUUUUUUUAUAACUGUGCAACAUAGAAUAUGUCGUUCUGUAAUAAUGUGUAUUAUUUUUUACUAUACAAUAAGUUUUGUAUCUAGCAUUA
Mytilus californianus (California mussel) is the source of this 4258-nucleotide messenger RNA. RefSeq lists its product as uncharacterized. The transcript has 6 exons. Gene Ontology annotation, molecular function: acyltransferase activity, transferring groups other than amino-acyl groups. Bases 3273 to 3941 code for a protein of 222 amino acids. Lineage: Eukaryota; Metazoa; Mollusca; Bivalvia; Mytilida; Mytilidae. The record is from RefSeq and is a predicted model, not a curated record.